Marchantia polymorpha subsp. ruderalis is the source of this 1618-nucleotide messenger RNA. The record is from the annotation of a GenBank genome assembly. NCBI's taxonomy places the organism in Eukaryota, Viridiplantae, Streptophyta, Marchantiopsida, Marchantiales, Marchantiaceae.
CUAUAAGGCCAGCGCCGGCCGUCGUCGGCCUUUGUGUCUUCCGCUUCCUGCCCGGCCUUUCUAGCUCUGGAGACGGGAAUCGCAAGCAAAUGCUCCUUCGCUCGAGAGAAUAAAUUGGAUUCGUCUCGUCAUAAGGACGCGGUGAAUUGCUCCACAAUCGGGUGGCGAGCAUCACGGCAAUUCUCUGCACAGCUGAGCGUGAGCGUGGAACGAGAGAGUGGGGUUUCAUUGUUCGUAGCCAUGAGGAUCUUCUUGCUGCUGUGCCUGCUGUGUCUCAAUGCACAAUCCGGGUCUGCCAGAUUUGCUCUCAGGAGCCAAGCCACGGCCACGUCUCGAAUGCUGUUUGUGUUUGGAGACUCGUACGCAGACACAGGGAACUCACCGAGAACAGGGAAUGGAUGGAAAUUCCCGUACGGCGAGACCUGGCCGGGCUCGGGUACUGGACGCUACUCGAAUGGGUUCGUACUGACGGACAUACUUGCAUCCGAGGCUCUGCACAUGCCAUCGCCACCCCCUUACGCCCAACUCACCGUGAACUCAACACUGGCCGGAGGCAUCAACUUUGCAGUAGCGGGGAGCGGCGCAGGGUACGCAUACGGAUCACCACCAUUUGCGACGCAGGUGGGAUGGUUUGCGACCAUGGUCAAGGCAGGGUACUUUCAGCGAGAAGCGCUGGCGAGAGCAGUCGUUUUGGUGUCCGUGGCCGGGAACGAUUAUGGCGCCUACAAUGGUUCCACGCUCCAAGGAUAUCUUGCUCUCGCCCAUGACGUGGCGCUGAAGAUUGACCUCGGGGUGCGAGAUCUCUACAGCCUGGGGGCCAGAAACUUCAUGGUGUCCUCCUUGAGCCCGCUUGCUUGCACCCCGGCGCGGACAUUUCCGUCGAAUUACUCAGCUUGCGAAAAGAACGUCACCGUCGACGAGGUGGUGUCGACACACAACUACCUCUUGGGAAACAGGCUGAAAAACAUAACUGCAAAUCUGAACGAUACAAGCAUUGUUUACUUGCAGCAGACCGCAGCGAUGGAGCGCGUUUUGAAAAAUCCAUCUUUGUUCAAUCUCACGGAGGGUAUCCGACCAUGCUGCGUCGGCCUCUGCAGUCAAAUGUUGGCCGGGGUUCCCUUGUUCUCGCUCUGUGAAAAUCCUGACCAGCACAUGUUCUGGGACAACAUUCAUCCCACGCAGGCCGCUUGGAAAGCUGUUGUGAAUCUGUACAUGAACGAUACUGCCUUCACCCAAUUUUCCCCAUCCCUCAAAGAAUGGCUCCACACUCUACCGUAGCAUUAUUAGAUUCGUGAACGAAUUGCUCAAACGUUAUCUGUCAGACAGAUUCCAGCCUCCGGCAUCCUGAAACUUUACAACCAGCGAGAGCUUCCAUACUUCCAGACAUGUUGACAGCUCCUCGAAACCCUUUCCUGUAUUUCGUGUAUUUUAACGCUUAGGUCAGUUCAUGGACGGUUCUCGUUCUAGACGGUUCUCGUUCACGUUAGUUCUGUAGUGCAGGAACCACAUUCGGUUGCUUUCCAACAAACAUCAAAGUAAAGAGAGAUGUACAUCUAAAACUUCUGGCGUGGCAAACUGUUGCGUGCGUUGGCUUCUGCUGUCAUGAGCACUCUCAAUC